Taeniopygia guttata (zebra finch) is the source of this 2091-nucleotide messenger RNA. Lineage: Eukaryota; Metazoa; Chordata; Aves; Passeriformes; Estrildidae. The record is from RefSeq and is a predicted model, not a curated record.
GCGCGGGCGGGGAAGCGCUGGCCAAUGGGAGCGCGCGGUGGGCGUGGCCUGGAGCUGGGCGCUCUCCGGCCGCCGCCGCCCCCUCCCCCAGCAUGGGCAACGUGUGGGCCGCCGGGUCGCCCCCUCCCCCCCUGCUGCCCGUGCCCCCCCCCGGGUUCGCGGCCCCGCCCCCCCUGAGCGGGGUGGGGGGAGGGGCGCCCCUCCCCCCCCGGCCCCCCGAGGGGGGGGAACCCCUCCCCAACCCUGGAGCCUUCGAGGAGUGCCACCGGCGCUGCAAAGAGCUGUUCCCGGUGCAGAUGGAGGGGGUGAAGCUGACGGUCAACAAAGGGCUCAGUAACCACUUCCAGGUGAAUCACACGGUGGCCCUGAGCACCCUGGGCGAGUCCAAUUAUCACUUCGGGGCCACUUACGUGGGCACCAAACACCUCAGCCCCACCGAGGCGUUCCCGGUGCUGGUGGGGGACAUGGACAACAGCGGCAGCCUCAAUGCGCAGGUGGUGCACCAGGUGAGCUCCCGGAUCCGCUCCAAAAUCGCCUUCCAGACUCAGCAGUCCAAGUUCGUGAACUGGCAGGUGGAUGGGGAAUAUCGGGGCGGCGACUUCACGGCGGCGCUGACCCUGGGCAACCCCGACAUCCUCAUGGGCUCAGGGAUCCUGGUGGCGCACUACCUGCAGAGCGUGACGCCGGCGUUGGCGCUCGGCGCCGAACUCGUGUACCACCGGCGGCCCGGCGAGGAGGGGGCGGUGCUGUCGCUGGCCGGGAGAUACUCGGCUCCGUCGUGGAUCGGGACGGUGACAUUGGGCCAGGCCGGAGCUCACCUGACCUACUACCACCGAGCCAGCGAGCAGCUGCAGGUGGGGGUGGAGUUUGAGGCCAGCACGCGGCUCCAGGACUCGAGCGUCGCCUUCGGCUACCAGCUGGAGCUGCCCCGCGGGAACCUCCUGUUCCGGGGUUCCCUGGACAGCUCGUGGCAGGUGGGGGCGGUGCUGGAGAAGAAACUGCCGCCCCUCCCCCUCACGCUGGCGCUGGGAGCCUUCAUCAACCACCGCAAGGAGAAGUUCCACUGCGGCUUCGGCCUCACCAUCGGCUGAGCUUCAUCAUCAUCAUCCUCAUCAUCCUCACCUUCAUCUUCAUCAUCUUCAUCAUCCUCAUCAACCUCAUCUUCAUCCUGAGCUUCGUUAUCCCCGUUAUCGUCAUCAUCAUCCUCACCAUCAUCAUCCUCAUCAACCACCGCAAGGAGAAGUUCCACUGCGGCUUCGGCCUCACCAUCGGCUGAGCUUCAUCAUCAUCAUCCUCAUCAUCCUCACCUUCAUCUUCAUCAUCCUCAUCAUCCUCAUCAUCCUCAUCAUCAUCCUGAGCUUCGUUAUCCUCGUUAUCGUCAUCAUCAUCCUCACCAUCAUCAUCCUCAUCAACCACCGCAAGGAGAAGUUCCACUGCGGCUUCGGCCUCACCAUCGGCUGAGCAUCAUCAUCAUCAUCCUCAUCCUCAUCUUCAUCAUCUUCAUCAUCUUCAUCAUCUUCAUCUUCAUCCUGAGCUUCAUCUUCAUCCUGAGCUUCGUUAUCGUCAUCGUCAUCAUCAUCCUCACCAUCAUCAUCCUCAUCAACCACCGCAAGGAGAAGUUCCACUGCGGCUUCGGCCUCACCAUCGGCUGAGACCUUCAUCAUCAUCCUCAUCAUCAUCCUCAUCAUCCUCACCUUCAUCUUCAUCAUCCUCAUCAUCCUCAUCUUCAUCAUCCUCAUCUUCAUCUUCAUCAUCUUCAUCUUCAUCCUGAGCUUCAUCUUCAUCCCGAGCUUCGUUAUCCCCGUUAUCGUCAUCCUCACCAUCAUCAUCCUCAUCAACCACCGCAAGGAGAAGUUCCACUGCGGCUUCGGCCUCACCAUCGGCUGAGACCUUCAUCAUCAUCAUCCUCAUCUUCAUCUUCAUCAUCCUGACCUUCAUCUUCAUCAUCUUCAUCACCUUCAUCUUCGUCCCGAGCUUCAUCUUCAUCCCGAGCUUCGUUAUCCCCGUUAUCGUCAUCCUCACCAUCAUCAUCCUCAUCAACCACCGCAAGGAGAAGUUCCACUGCGGCUUCGGCCUCACCAUCGGCUGAGC